AUGUCUGAUACAGGAUGGCCUGUUCAGCAAGUGCAGGAGACAAACACGCUUAUUAGCCUACUACCUGUGCUUGUUCAUACCGAUGGUACUUGUGCUGAUCCUCAAUCCCAUUUUAUACAUUCUGGCAGGAAGGAAAGUAUCACCCAUGUUAAGAGGGGGGUGUAUACGGACAGGGAGAGAGAGGUGGAAAAACAAGUCAAGAAGAAAUUCCUCAAGAUCGUGAUUGUUCUAGAGAUUUGCUGGUUACCCAAUGUAAUCAAUGGCAUCAUGUUACUGAGUCGAGUACCAUUUGAUAUGAAAUUCUACCCUAUCAUAUGGAUACUCAUGGCGAUCCUGAACCCUCUGCAAGCCUUCUUGAACACCCUUGUUUACUGGGGACCAACAGGAUGCUCCUUCCUGAGUACCCGCAGACCAGAGAUAGAGGUGGACGACUCAGCAUCAGUAGAGUACCUCCGCUCUCAUCCUCCUUGGACCAAUGCAGCGGUUCCCUCAGAUGCGGAGACCACGCCCUUGAUGAGAGGAAGGGCCAGAGAUGGUCUCAACUGAGAAGUGCAGUUGCCUUGGAUACAGUGACCACACCCUCAUGAGAGGGAGGGUCCAAGAAUGCUUUCGACUGAAAUUUGCACUCGCCUUGAGAACGCCCCUUUGAGAAGAAAAAAAACGAUAUAAAUAGUGCUCAUGGAUUAAAUCUGUGGUUAUGUUGUAUAAGAUAUUAUAUUUUUGUGAGGAACAGACAACAAGCGAGAUGCCCUCAACUAAGAUUCUUUGCAGACCAUACCCCCUUCUGAAAAUGAAUUAUAUUUAUCCCAUGAAAUUAAAUUUUGUAGGUACUUUGCAUGCACGGACUACACCCUUUAUAAGAGGAAGGGCAAGUUAUCUUGAUUUCAAAAAUUGCAGUUGCCUUGGAUACAGUGAACACAUACUUUCUGAGAAGAAGUGCUGAAAAUACA
This is a messenger RNA of Strongylocentrotus purpuratus (purple sea urchin), 950 nucleotides long. Its product is annotated as G-protein coupled receptor 143. The transcript has 5 exons. Gene Ontology annotation, molecular function: L-DOPA binding; L-tyrosine binding; dopamine binding. Gene Ontology annotation, biological process: melanosome organization; regulation of calcium-mediated signaling; G protein-coupled receptor signaling pathway. Lineage: Eukaryota; Metazoa; Echinodermata; Echinoidea; Camarodonta; Strongylocentrotidae. The coding region runs from base 1 to 546 and encodes 181 amino acids. Gene Ontology annotation, cellular component: melanosome membrane; plasma membrane. The record is from RefSeq and is a predicted model, not a curated record.